CCCCCCCCCCCGCCCGGUCCUGCCCGCUCACCCCGGGAAUUCACACUAUUAAAAGAAAAUGUCCGCAGCCAAUAUUGCAGCAAGAGUGGAAAGUUGGCUUUUAUCCAAAUGGCAUGUUAAAGUUCCUUUGACAUGGCUGGAAGCAUGUAUUACUUGGAUCCAGGAAGAAAAUAAUGGUAAUAACUUAAAUCAAGCUCAGAUUAACAGUCAGGUAUUUGAGCAGUGGCUUCUUACUGAUCUAAGAGACUUGGAAUAUCCCAUUUUGCCUGACUGCAUCUUAGAUGCUCCCAAAGGAGAGUUGUCAGGCUUCUACUCCAUACAGAUUGAUUCACUGGUUGAUGUUAGCCAGCCAGCAUAUUCCCAAUUGCAGAAGCUAAGAGGAAAAAAUACUGUAAAUGAAGAAGUAACAGCCAGUACUCAAGCAUUCCAGAAGCCCUGGGAAGCAAAGCCAACUCGAAUGCUAAUGCUACAACUAACUGAUGGGAUACACCAAAUUCAGGGCAUGGAGUAUCAGCCAGUGCCUGCCCUCCACAGUAAUCUUCCUCCUGGAACAAAAAUCACUGUACAGGGUAAUACUGCAUAUCGCCUUGGAGUCCUUCUGCUUAAGCCAGAAAAUGUGAAACUGUUGGGAGGUGAAGUGGAUGCUCUUCUGGAGGAGUAUUCUCAGGAAAGAGUCCUUGCUAGAUUAAUUGGAGAAACUGAAAACCCUUAUUCUGUCCAACAAGCUGACCAUGACCACAUUGUUCCAAGGCCUGUGAAUGAUGUGGAACAAAGUCUAGGUCCUUCAGAUGAAGAGCUUUUAGCUAGUCUUGAUGAAAAUAAUGAAUUUGCUUUAAACAAUGAAGCAUCUUUAGAAAGCAGAUGCUACAGUAGAAGCAACAAUUUUAGUACAGCCCCAGGUUCACUGACUGCACCCAAUGGGAAUGUAGCGCCGCAGGAAUCUGGAAGUCCUUUGCCUGAUUCAGAUGAUCAAGUUUCACUUCCCAUAGAAUAUGCCGAUGGCUUUUUAAAUGACUUUCCUUCAGAAAAUGACUUUUUUCUGGAAGAAGAGACGCAAAGAGAGCUGGAAGAAGUGCCACCAGUGGUCAUAAACAGAAAUGUAAGUGUGAUUACUGAGACACUUCUACAUACAUCUAGAAGGUCCUGCAAUUCAUCUUUAAAUGGCAUUUGCAAAAAAGAUGAUGUGAGUGGAAGAGAUAAGGCAGUAGAAGCUCUCAGCAAGCAAAAGACUUUUGGAAGAACAGUAUUUGAUGGUGAUGGAAAUAGUACAAGCAGCUUUUUGCAGUGCAAAAGCAGGUGUCAGACCUGCAGUUCUGCAGACUUUAAUUUGGAAGAUCCUCCUGGAGAAAGGCAGAAUAAUACAGACCUAGAUGGCAGCAGAUGUAAAUCCCAGCACACUUCUGACAGCAGGCUGUUAAGUGAUGAUCCUGUAUUUUUCUCAAAAACGAAUCCAGAAGCAGAUCAGCAGAAGCAUGAUUCACAGACCGUUCCUUGCAGAGCAGUAGAGGCUCAUUUAGAUUUAUAUUCUCUACCUUUCACAUAUAUUUCUAUUCUACUUGCAAAAAGACCAGAAACUAUUACAGUGCUGAAAGUUAAAUGUUUUAUUGUUACUCUCACUGGAAGCCUCACAAGCACCAGUGGGUCCUGGGGUAUAAAGGCAAAAAUUUCUGAUGGUUCAGCUUAUCUUGAAGUAGAUUUUGCUAAUGAUAUUCUAACAAGUUUGAUUGGCUUUUCGGUGUCUGAAAUGAAUAAUUUGAGAAAGGAUCCAGCUUUACAUCUAAAGCUUAAGGAUGGUUUAGAGAAAUGUCAAAAACAACUGAUAGAUCUCUGUUGUUUGAUGACUAUAGAGUUUAAUCCACUUCAGUCUAAAGCCACUGUGUUAAUUCUUCAGGAUGCUGAUGCAAGGCACCUAGAACAAUUGAAGAAACGUUUGAAUAAAUAACAUGCAAACUUGCAGGCCUAUAUUACAAUACAUUUAAGUCAGAUUUCCCCUGAAGGACUCUUGAAAGUUAAAAUUGAAAAUUCAGUGGUAUGUCUCUUCUCUUACCAGGAAAAAUAAGGGAAAGUCAGAAGAGGAGAUGACUUGUUUGAGCAAAACUUAGCAGUUUGUUUCUUAUGGUGGUAAUGAAAUAAGCUUUCAAAUAUUCCUGUUUUAAGUACAGGUGUAUAAUUUUCAUUGUGCAGAAUUCUCUGUGUCAUUGACUGGUGAUCUGGAGUAGCAGAAUUUGAGUAGAAGACUCUCAUACAUAUUCACUGUGCAAGAAGCUGAAGUGUGGAGAAGUAGAUUUUUUUUUUCUGAAAGUUCAGAUGAGCUGGAAAAAGAAAACCCAGCCCUAUAUAUUAAUGAGAUUAAUGUGUAUUUU
Messenger RNA from Pezoporus flaviventris, 2363 nucleotides. It is a transcript of the gene RMI1, whose product is annotated as RecQ mediated genome instability 1. Gene Ontology annotation, cellular component: RecQ family helicase-topoisomerase III complex; nuclear body. Gene Ontology annotation, molecular function: nucleotide binding. The transcript is spliced from 2 exons. Gene Ontology annotation, biological process: double-strand break repair via homologous recombination; resolution of meiotic recombination intermediates. The coding region runs from base 59 to 1942 and encodes 627 amino acids. NCBI's taxonomy places the organism in Eukaryota, Metazoa, Chordata, Aves, Psittaciformes, Psittacidae. The record is from RefSeq and is a predicted model, not a curated record.